GGUAUAGUAACCGGCUUUCCCUUCGAUUGAGUCAAUCUUCUCGUUCAUUAAGAAAAACGAUAAAAAUAUUCAAAAAACCAUGUCAAACGAGAAAUUAUUACGAUGCUACAAUAGAGGAUGCGGUAAAGAAUUUAGAGAAGGCGAUGAUAGUGAAGAUUGUUCACAUCAUCCUGGUGCCCCAGUCUUCCAUGAUGCAUUAAAGGGAUGGUCCUGUUGCAAAAAAAGAGUCACAGAUUUUACAGAAUUUCUAAAUAUUAUGGGCUGUACUAGGUCUAAACACAGCAAUGUAAAGCCGCCAGAACCUGAACCAACCAACAAGGAUGAAAAACCACUAGAAAAAGAUGAGGUUAUUGAAGUAAGAAAACCAAUGAAGAAAAAAGAAGAUAUGUUACCACGACCGAGUGAUGAUAUUCCAAAAACCAAGCUUAAAAUGACAGUGACUGAUUCAUUAAGAAAAGCCCUUGAAAAACAGAAACAGCAAGAUAAGCAGGAAGACAAUGAAGUUGCUGAUAAUGAAACUGAUGAAGUUAAGCCUGGUACUGUAUGUAAAAAUAGUUCUUGUAAUCAGACUUACGAAAAUGAGAGUUCCAAUGAUGAGAAGUGUUGGUUUCAUCCUGGAGCACCGAUCUUCCAUGAAGGGUUUAAAUUCUGGACUUGCUGUCAAAAAAGAACCUCAGAUUUUAGUGAAUUUUUGAAUCAAGAAGGGUGUACUCCAGGCAGUCAUCGCUGGAAACUCACAGAUGAGGAGAAAAGCAAAAUGGUUGUGUGCAGAUAUGAUUGGUACCAAAUGGGUAAUUCUGUUGUCCUGUCCAUUUAUGCUAAACUACCAGACCCUGAGCAAUCAGUAAUAGAGGCAAACAACACUCUGCUGAGUGUGAAACUAAUCUUUGGUGGAGCUAAUUCAUUCAAACUGAACUUGAAUCUUAAUGGAGUAAUUGAGCCUUCUAAAAGUUCUGUUCUUCUUUCCCCUACAAAAGUUGAAGUUAAAUUGAGAAAAGCAGAACUAGGAGCAUGGAAUAGUCUUGAACUGAAAACAGAAACUAAGGGAUAAAAAUGUACAAAAAUAAAACGGUCACAUAAAGUUGUUGGAAAAAGAUGCUACCACUUAAUAUUUUUAUAAAGUAAAAAGUCUUGUUUUAUCUAUAUCUGUUGUAUGAUAGGAUAUAGUGUGCUAGAGCUGACCUAUGAUUGGUAUGACUGUAUCAUAUAAUAAGAUAUUUAGAUUAGCCCUCAACCCUGAAUGGGCCAUGAGUCAACAGCCCAUGCAGCUGAAGGCCGAAUGUCGUAUUGAGUCAUAGGCUAUAAGGGCAAGAGGACUAAUUGUCUUAGUCAAAUCCAACUAGUCGGUUAAAUAUCUAGAUGCAAACAGUUGAAUUAAAGUUAAAUUUAAUGUUUUGGUUUUCCAAGCUGGCACUUUUUGCUACUGGUAGGCUAUAACUUGUAGCCUAGUAGUAGUUCAUCCAAUCGGAACCCAGCAUUGAUUAUGAAACACUUGUUGGAUUUGACUAAACUCAGUCAUGAUAUCAAACAGAUGUCAGAUUAAGACUGUGCGAUCCUAUGUAAUGUGAUAUGUUGCAGUCAUAAUAGUCAUGCUAUAAACAAAAAUACAAUACAAAAGAUACUGAAGAUCACAAUUUGAUAAUCUAAUCUAUAUGGAAAUAACCCUUUUUUCUGCACAUUUUCAUUGUCCUUUUUUUUUUUCUAGUUGCAAUAUCCUUCUUGGCUUAACAUGUGUCGAAAUAGAUUCAAGUUGUUCCAGAAUUGGUUAUUUUUUAUUAUGGAGGAUAUUUUUAAUGUAGGAAUUUCUUUAUCUGUUUCGUAUUUAAACGACCGGUAAUUAAUCAGAUCAGUUAAGCCUUUGAUGUUAUUCUUGAGCUUUUCCAUGAUUCGGGUAAAAUCAUUUCCGCGAAUGUUUUUACUGUUUCUUGGCAUGGCACUUUGCGAUAAGUAAGAGCACAUGAAAAACACUGUCUAACAUGAAACCUUUCUUUUUGCCUUUUUUAUCAGCCCUUUUUUUGAAAUAUUUUGCUUAUCAUUAUUUCAUUGUAAAUAACAACUUUAUUAUUGAUGUUUUUCAUGCACUGGUGAGACAAUGGAACACCGGGUCUUUCACCUGAACAUUCUAGAAUACGAAAAGGAAUUAGAUCGCGACGACUGGUUUUCUCGUAGUUAUUAUCAAUAGGAUUGACCCCGAAUGAUAGCACAUGGUCUGGUAAGCUUGGGGCAUUUAAUGUACGAUUACUUAUAACGUUCAUUGCAUCCAGCAUUCUCCAUAAAUACUUGCUCAUUUUUUUCA
This is a messenger RNA of Actinia tenebrosa (Australian red waratah sea anemone), 2296 nucleotides long. Its product is annotated as cysteine and histidine-rich domain-containing protein 1. Lineage: Eukaryota; Metazoa; Cnidaria; Anthozoa; Actiniaria; Actiniidae. The record is from RefSeq and is a predicted model, not a curated record.